AAUUGAGAUUGGCAGGAUUUGUGUGUUGAGCUUCUUAGAUGCGCUACAUAUACAACUUAAAGGCUUUGAUCAUUAAGUCCAUGAUGCUUCCUUCCAACAUGUUGAUAACCAUGCUAAUUGAAGGACGAAUGAUGGACAAAAGUACAGCAGAUGUAGCUUCAGAUGGGUAUCACAAAUAUAAGGAAGAUGUCAAGCUGAUGGCUGAAUUGGGAUUGGACUCCUACAGAUUCUCCAUCUCUUGGUCAAGACUUCUUCCGAAUGGAAGAGGAUUUGUGAAUCCUAAAGGUCUGCAGUUCUACAACAACUUCAUCGAUGAGCUAGUGAAAUAUGGGACUGGAUUGGUCUUACUUCAUCAUUUGAAUUUGCAAAUUUAGCUGGUUUAGUAGAGAAGAUCAUGUGAACUCCUGGAUCUUCUUGGAUGCAAGAACUCUCAUGAAUCAAUGAGUUGUUGAUGCUCUGAACAUUGCUAUUCACACUUGUGCUAAUGGAGGGGACUUCAGUACUUGCCAUUUUAGGUGCAUCCAUGAGAGAUUUGUCAUUGACCUU
Molecule: messenger RNA, 546 nt
Organism: Zingiber officinale
Lineage: Eukaryota; Viridiplantae; Streptophyta; Magnoliopsida; Zingiberales; Zingiberaceae
Product: beta-glucosidase 3-like
Exons: 7
Coding region: 39-374 (111 amino acids)
Biological process (GO): carbohydrate metabolic process
Molecular function (GO): beta-glucosidase activity
Source: RefSeq, a predicted model, not a curated record